Molecule: messenger RNA, 1205 nt
Organism: Gekko japonicus
Lineage: Eukaryota; Metazoa; Chordata; Lepidosauria; Squamata; Gekkonidae
Gene: ASS1
Product: argininosuccinate synthase 1
Exons: 14
Coding region: 1-1185 (394 amino acids)
Biological process (GO): urea cycle; L-arginine biosynthetic process
Cellular component (GO): cytoplasm
Molecular function (GO): argininosuccinate synthase activity; ATP binding
Source: RefSeq, a predicted model, not a curated record
AUGGGUCCAGGCGCAGCAGCCAGCGGACCAAUGGGCGUGCUGUGUGCUAACAUUGGACAAGAUGAGGACUUCGAAGAAGCAAGCAAGAAAGCCCUCUCCCUUGGAGCCAAAAAGAUUUACAUUGAAGAUAUUAGGCAAGAGUUUGUGGAAGAAUUCAUCUGGCCAGCUGUCCAAGCCAACGCCAUCUAUGAAGACCGCUACCUUCUUGGCACUCCCCUGGCCAGACCCUGCAUUGCCCGGAAGCAGAUGGAAAUAGCUCAGAAGGAAGGAGCCCAGUAUGUUUCCCACGGAGCCACUGGCAAGGGUAAUGACCAGAUUCGAUUUGAGCUCACCUAUUAUGCCCUUUGCCCGCAGAUCAAGGUCAUUGCUCCCUGGCGAUUGCCGGAAUUCUACAGCCGCUUCCGAGGGCGGAGUGACCUGAUGGAGUACGCCAAGAAGCACAGCAUCCCAAUCCCAGUGACACCCUCCAAUCCCUGGAGCAUGGAUGAAAACCUCAUGCACAUCAGCUACGAGGCCGGGAUCUUGGAGAACCCCAAGAACCAGGCACCUCCUGGACUCUAUACCAAGACAACUGAUCCUGCCACAGCUCCCGACACUCCUGACAUCUUAGAGAUUGAAUUCAAGAAGGGUGUCCCCGUCAAGGUCAUGAAUGUCAGCAAAGGGACCACUCGCCAGGCGGCCCUUGAGCUCUUCCUUUACUUGAACGAAAUCGCCGGCAAGCACGGAGUCGGGCGCAUUGACAUAGUGGAAAACCGGUUUAUUGGGAUGAAAUCUAGAGGUAUCUACGAGACCCCAGCGGGGACGAUCCUCUACCAUGCUCAUUUAGACAUUGAGGCCUUCGCUCUGGACCGGGAAGUGCGGAGAGUCAAGCAGGGCCUCGCCUUGAAAUUCGCAGAACUGGUGUACAAUGGUUUCUGGUGCAGCCCAGAGUGUGCCUAUAUCCGCCACUGCAUUGCCCGGUCCCAGGACCUCGUGGACGGAAAGGUUCGGGUCUCCGUCUUCAAGGGUCAAGUCUAUGUUUUGAGCAGGGAGUCCCACCGGUCUCUGUACAAUGAGGAACUUGUAAGCAUGGAUGUCCAGGGGAAUUACGAGCCAUCGGACGCCACCGGAUUCAUCAACAUCAACUCCCUCAGGCUGAAAGAAUAUCAUCGACUCCAAGGCAAGGUCAGCUCAGCUCAGAACUAGCAGCAAUCAACGUGUGGCGG